Messenger RNA from Phlebotomus papatasi, 2655 nucleotides. Its product is annotated as SURP and G-patch domain-containing protein 1. The record is from RefSeq and is a predicted model, not a curated record. NCBI's taxonomy places the organism in Eukaryota, Metazoa, Arthropoda, Insecta, Diptera, Psychodidae. Gene Ontology annotation, cellular component: nucleoplasm. Bases 217 to 2442 code for a protein of 741 amino acids. The transcript is spliced from 9 exons. Gene Ontology annotation, molecular function: RNA binding. Gene Ontology annotation, biological process: RNA processing.
CGCUGUAGCCAGUGCAGUGCGUCGCGUAUAAAGUGUUGGGAAAAAAUUUCACUCCGCAUUUUCUCAAGGAAAUUUAAUUGAAUUUACACAAUCUCUUGCUUCAAACAAAUGCAGUAGAUUUUAAAGAUAAAAUUAGUGUACAAGAGUAAUGGUAUGAAUUAGUGCUGAAAAGAUUUGAGUAGUGAAAAAGAUUUGGGUCAUAAAAUAGUUGUGAAAAUGGAGAAGAAAGUUGUGAAGGGUAGUGGCCCUCGUUUCACAACAACAACUCGCAAUGAUCGGGUGGCUCAGAUGUCGAAGCAAGAAGAAAUAAUUGCCAAGAAGAAAAGAGAAUUGAUUGAGAAGCAGCGCACGGCUGAAUUGGCCAAGGCAAUUGCGGCAGCCACCAAUGAGGGCAAUACGGCGACAAGUACAUCUGCCACUCCUGCCACUCCUCGAAAUUCAUUCAAUAAUGAUGGCUCCUUCCUCGAGAAUUUCAAAAAGAUCACGCAAGCGGCAAAUGUCACGACCGCUAUGAGUGACACGAUGGGGACGAAUGAAUCCCUGGAGACUCAGUCAGAUAGCAAUCGCAAAAAUUCAACAAAUUCUGAAGAUUCCAUGGCAUUUGAAGGCGAAGAAUUGUGCGAAAAUAUGCACAAGGAUUCUGUCUAUAAGAGUGAAUAUGCAUUGAUGCAGAGUCAGGCUGUGACUCAAGAACGUCGUGAAAUGGCUCAAAAACAUCCAGUUACAACUCCCAAUAUCCAAUCUCAUUCAUUUUCCAUGCAAGUUCCACCUCCAGUACCGCCUAGUUUCCCUCCCAAACCCCCACAAACAUCCCCAAGCACAACAAAGCCCUCAUCACCCUUCUAUAAUCCCAACAUUCCUCCUCCACGCGUUAUGCUCUCCACUCCACCGCCAGGUCCUGUAGCACCUCCUGCCUAUCCACCACCUCUCCUUCACACAAUUCCUCCACCAGCUCCUCUUGUCCUCAAUGAAAUUCCUGCACCCAAAGCGCUCGAUUUGAACGCAAUUCCCAAACCUACGCUCAAUCUGGAUGCCAUUAAAGUGCCUGAAUUUGCCACAGCUCCACCACCUCCGCCACCAACGCACUUCCCAAAAGUUUUUUCAGACAAUGAAAUUAUUCCGACAACCAUUGACACGUUAGUCGUAAUGGUAGCCGAAAAUGGCGAUGCCUAUGAAGAUAAAAUACGUUCACGAAAAAAUGAUGUUCAUUCAUCACUGUGGUUUCUCUUCGACACACAGUCGGAAGCAUACCAGAAUUAUAGGCGGAAGGUGGUUGAUUUGCGCUCGAGGCGAAUGAAGGAGGUGUUUAGAGAAUCUGAAAAGUACGAUCCGGAAGAAGUUUGCAACGCCGAAUACGAAGAAGACGAGGAAGCGCUCAAUGAGCGUGCCAGAGAGGAACAGGCUGAGGAAUAUCUUGAGUAUCAUAGACGUUUUACGGAGAUGUUUAAGCAUCAGGAUGAUGAAGAAGAUGCUCAUGAUUCGGAUACAGAGUAUCGGCGGGAGAUGAAGGAGAGAAGCUUCAAUAAUAUGAAGCGUCGUAGUGCUGUGAAUUACGAUGAUACAGAUUCCACAGAAUCCGAACAGAGUGGUCAGGGUGGAAGGCCAGCGGAUAUGCGAGAUUUUCGCUCAUCCAGUAAGUCCGAUGACAUGAAGGGCGAAUCAUCGGGUGCCUCAAGAAGGCGUAAGCGUAGUCGCUGGGGUGAAAAGGUUGAUGAUCCGAAGAUAUCAACCACUGUACCCGAGAAUCCCAGUAAGCCCACUCUGUCUACGGUGAACAGAAAUAAUCCAGCUCUCUUGCAGUAUGCCUUGCAAAAUUUUGGAACAACAAAUCUCAGUGAGGAGGACUGGAAAAAGGCAGAAGAUCACUAUAAAAUCAACCUUCUCUACCAGGAUAUGUUGAAGAAACGCCAGGAGAUAGAUCGACUGGCCAAGAAAGGUCAAUUUAAGUAUGAAUAUGAUUCGGAUGAGGAUAUCACGGGGGGUACGUGGGAACAUAAGUUGAGAAUGGCCGAAAUGGAUGCCACUAAAGCCUGGGCAGAAGCCCUUACAAAACAGUCCGAGGGACGUCAUCACAUUGGUGAUUUCCUACCACCAGAGGAACUUCGCAAAUUCAUGGAGAAAUAUAAUGCAAAGAAGAACAACCGUGAACCAGAUAUGAGUGAUUACAAGGAGUACAAAUUGAAGGAAGAUAAUAUUGGUUUCCAAAUGCUCCAGAAAUUGGGUUGGAAGGAGGGUACUGGUCUUGGAGCUGAAGGUCGCACAGGAAUUGUCGAUCCAAUUAAUAAAGCAUCUCAAAGAGAAAUUAAUCAGGGAUUAGGAGCAAAUUCCAAUGCAACUCCACCAGAGGAAGAAAAUGAGUAUGAAGCAUAUAGACGUCGAAUGAUGUUGGCAUAUCGAUUUCGCCCAAAUCCGUUGAAUAAUCCACGAAGAGCUUACUACUAAAAGUCUCUUUAAAAUAAAACGAAUAAAUUUUUCAUCAAAACGUAUUUUCUUCCCACAAGAGAAACUCCAUGAUAUUGAAAUGUGGAAGAUUUGCUGGAAUCUGCACUACUAAGCUCUUAGACAAAAUAUAGGUUUCUGGAUAUAUAUAUUAUUUGAUUUAUCAUGUUUGCAGUUUGCAUAUUUGAUGGAGAAAAUAAUAAAGAUCAAAAUGAA